UCUAUGAAUAAUGAAGUACGGAACUGACAUGAAAUUCACCUAGUGCUCAGUACGGGAAAUUGCAAAAUUCUUAUUCUUAUUUUGAUUUCUGUGUUAAAACUGAAUAGCAUAGCUAUAAGAAGAACAGCUUUGAUUUAACAUCUUGGUAAACUUGCUAAUACUCACAAGGCAUGAUGGUGGAAGGUUCAGCAUUUACGAGGAACGAUGUGUUCCAAAUGGCAAUACGCGUUGCUUUUGUAUCUGCUGUGACUUAUUUCUCUAUAAAAUGGCUUGUGAACCAAAUUGAUCCAACGUCUAAAAGUCGAAAGAAGGCUGAGGAAAGAGCGCGGGAACAGUUACGCAAGAUAUCUUGCAGAGCCGGACUUGGCGGGAGACACUCACUGGUGUUGGACAAACUCACUGAUCAUGAAAUGAUAAUUGCAUCACAGCUUGUCGUGCCGGAGGAAAUCAAUGUCAACUGGAAGGAUAUUGCUGGUUUAGAUCAUUUAAUCAAUGAGUUGAGGGAGACAGUCAUCCUGCCUAUACAGAAACGGGAACUCUUCGCCGACAGCCGGCUCACACAGCCGCCUAAGGGUGUCUUGUUGCAUGGACCACCAGGCUGUGGUAAAACACUUAUAGCAAAGGCAACAGCCAAGGAGGCUAACAUGAGCUUCAUCAAUUUGGACGUUUCUCUUCUGACUGACAAGUGGUACGGCGAGACUCAGAAGCUCGCCGCUGCCGUCUUUAGCUUAGCGGUCAAGUUGCAGCCAUGUAUCGUAUUCAUUGAUGAGAUAGAGUCGUUCCUGCGCACGCGCACGCAACACGACCACGAGGCCACAGCUAUGAUGAAGACGCAGUUCAUGUCGCUGUGGGACGGACUCAUCACAGACCCCACUUGCACUGUCAUCAUCAUGGGUGCGACGAACCGUCCGCAGGACCUGGACCGCGCCAUCCAGCGCCGCAUGCCCGCCACCUUCCACGUGCCCAUGCCCGGCGCCGCGCAGCGCGAGCGCAUCCUGCAGCUCAUCCUGCGCGCCGAGCCCACCGCCGCCGACAUCGACUUUGCUCGGCUGGGCGCGGCCACGGACGGGUUCUCCGGCUCGGACCUGCACGAGCUGUGUCGCCAGGCCGCCGUGUACCGCGUGCGCGACCUCGCAAGGGACGAACUCGCGAGGGAGGAGCAGUGUAAACAGAACAAGUCCAGCAGCUCGGACUCGGACGACGAGUACGUGGACGCGGUGCGACCCAUCACCAUGGAGGACUUGCGGCUCGCUCUCGGCAAGCUCAAGGAGUCCAAGAUACAGUGCGGCACGCUCGCACCCAACAUGCGCAUCGAGCUGGACUAACCGCUGCGCCGGCAUGCGGGCUGUGCGUAGACACUACCAUAGACUAGGAUCGAUGGUGCCGAUGCAGAGGGUUAGUAUCGGAACAUUUUAGCGUUUUAGUCAUCAAAAGUCCGGGAUUCGUUUGAGGUCUUGUCUUGUAGGUUUGAUUUCAUGAAGUUCUUAAGAAGUACUAAAGCUUAACUUAACAGUUUUGUCAUGUACUCGUAAUACCAGAAUCAGUUUUAGUUCAUAAAUAUUUUUUGUAAUCAUUAUAUUUUGUCUUCUAAAUUGAACAAAUUGAUACAUCUGUACCU
Molecule: messenger RNA, 1618 nt
Organism: Vanessa tameamea
Lineage: Eukaryota; Metazoa; Arthropoda; Insecta; Lepidoptera; Nymphalidae
Gene: nmd
Product: outer mitochondrial transmembrane helix translocase
Exons: 8
Coding region: 171-1325 (384 amino acids)
Biological process (GO): extraction of mislocalized protein from mitochondrial outer membrane
Cellular component (GO): mitochondrial outer membrane
Molecular function (GO): ATP binding; ATP hydrolysis activity
Source: RefSeq, a predicted model, not a curated record